Molecule: messenger RNA, 1869 nt
Organism: Pyrenophora tritici-repentis Pt-1C-BFP
Lineage: Eukaryota; Fungi; Ascomycota; Dothideomycetes; Pleosporales; Pleosporaceae
Source: RefSeq, a predicted model, not a curated record
AUGCAGUCCAUGUUUCGCCUCCCAUGGUGUAACGAGUCGCCCGGCGACAAGAUCAUGGAGAAGUCGACGCUGCACAAGUCAAGACCGCUACCCGUCGUUGAAAUGCCAAACUUCAUGAACAAGAUCAAGCGGAAACAGACUGACAGCCCUGAACCCGCCUCGGCCCAGCACGCGCAUGUAGUGAAGAAGUGGAAGGGCGCUCAGGGCGAAGUAAAGCCAAGUGCAGUCAACGCAAAUGCAAACCUCGCCACUGACAACUCACGUGUUGCCGAUGCGCCCAAGACUGCUUCUGCCCAAAUUCUAGAUGCCCGACCCAAGGCGCAACCGAGGAAAGAGAGCAAGAGCAAGUCUUCAAAGCCUCAGCAAUCUGCUGUCAAAUCCGACCCCACUGCUGUCGUCACGCCAUCAACUACCCUCGGCUCUGGCAUGACUGCUGUGCAACAGACGAUCGAGGCGCAAAUCAACUACGACAUCUUGCUCAAGCACAACGAGCUGCGUUUGAUCGAGCAAGAACUAGCCAAGUGUCAAUGUGCGCUCGAGCAACUUAGGCGAUGCUCCCUCAUUCCCUACCCCGGUACCGAGGGUCUAAAUGAGAAUCUUAGUCGGGGCACUGGACCCUCUCUGCAGCCAAACGCUGGUUACACAGAACCCCAAUAUGCUGCGCCUUGGGGAGUCACCGAUGGCCCCUACACUCGUCACUAUGCAAAAUGGCUCAUCUCUGACGCAAAGUUUGACCCUGUCCCUGAACGUGCCUUCGCUCAGCAAGCUCAUGGUUACUUUGGCAAUGGUGAAGGCAGAACGACGCGCGGCAGCUUUGCUGACUACGGCUCAGCUCACAGAGGCCGCACGUCGCGGACUUCGACUGGAAUGUUGAAGCUCCCGCCUCUUGGUGAAACUCCAGCACCAGCACCAAAGGUUGACCCGCUAUUGCACAAGAGAUCCACCGAUGGUCAGUGGGUGCGCUUGUACUGUGCUCAGUGUGGCCACAGCAACUUCUCCAAUACUCAGGGUUUCUUGAACCACUGCAGAAUCAAGCACACGCAGGUCUUCAAGAGUCACGACGCGGCUGCCAUUGCAUGUGGUGUUCCUGUAGAUGUCAACGAGGUCGGAAAUCCUGUCCCUGCAACUGAACCAGUCAGUACUCCAGCUGUGGCGCCGACAGUAUCUUUCCCAGUACCAUCUACUCCUGGUAUCGUCCACCCCCUGGCAGCCCAGCAAGCACCAGCUCCCCAUGCUCGGCCAGUACAUCGUGACCUGAACACUUCGCGUAAAGAUCCCAAGCCAGCCAGCCCAUCCAGCUUUGCCAAGUCAUCAUCGACUCCGUACUUGGCUGCCCAUCUGCAAAACAGCGGCUUCCAAGGUGACUUGAAAGAGCUCGUGGAUACCGCUCGGGCCAAGAUCGACCUGGAUGCACUGGACCCUUCAGAUGACGACUGUGCGGACGCCAGCGCUGCUCCUACACCGACUACCACCGUACCACCCCAUCUAGCCCGUCUUCCCGCCGGCGGGCCUGCAAGCAAAACUCCAUCAGCGCGAUCAGGAGGCAAGAAGGGUAGCCACCCAAGCCAUGCGCGCCUCCCGUUGUCGUUCCCAUCUCCUGCCAAGACUGAUGGCGAUCAUCACAUGCCGGACUCCCCGGUAGAUCUCAGUCCUAACGCAGUCGAGUCCAACCCCGGUCUUGUCAGCGAUCACGAUGACGACGACGAUGAUGAUGCCGACGAUGCACACAGCCAACCCGACAUUGCGUUGGGUGGUGAUGACGUCAUUGUCGAAGAUGCGAGCGAUGUCGAAGGUGCACAAGAACGUAACGGUUCUCGCAAAACUUUGCACGGAUGCUUCCCGCAAGGAGAGGCAAGUCGGAAACACUGA